Molecule: messenger RNA, 2688 nt
Organism: Vollenhovia emeryi
Lineage: Eukaryota; Metazoa; Arthropoda; Insecta; Hymenoptera; Formicidae
Product: leucine-rich repeat-containing protein 47-like
Exons: 4
Coding region: 333-1931 (532 amino acids)
Biological process (GO): phenylalanyl-tRNA aminoacylation
Molecular function (GO): phenylalanine-tRNA ligase activity; protein binding; RNA binding
Source: RefSeq, a predicted model, not a curated record
CUCUGGGGGCCGUGGCAGCCAGGGCCCAGGAGUCUCUCUGCUGUUACUGCUAUUAGAGACCGGUGUGGUUGAAGCGGUUGAGCAUCGUCGAAGAAUAUCUUAUUUCGGGCUUACAUCAGUCGAUUGCAUCAGCUUUCGCAUGGACUAUUGGCUAGUCAUGGCCCAGUUCUCGAUACUCUCGUGGGCUCCAGCGCCGUUUCAAUAAGAAGAGGAAGAUCCUCGCUCCAUCUACGGUCUACAAACCUAACCUUAAAACGCUCGUCGGGAUAUACUGUUUACGUUACACAAAAGUGACUAACAUUCUGCACAAGGUCCCCGUUGGGCUCGUCACAAUGACGCACGAGGAUUCGUGGGAGGCCGUGAAACAGGCGGCCGAGAAGAACCGGCACGAGUUGGUGCUGUCGGGCGCGUCGGUGUCCAAACUGAUCGAGACGUCCGGCCUGGACAGGAACCUGUUCGACCUCCACGGCCUGAAUUAUCUCAGCAUAACGCACACGCGUCUCCAGGAGGUGCCGGACGAGAUCGAGAGGCUGGCGAACCUCGCGACUCUGGUGCUGCACUCGAACGAGAUCGCCGAGCUGCCGCGUGCGAUCGCCAAGCUGGCCAAGCUGAAGGUGCUCGACUGCUCGAGGAACAGGCUGGCCUCCCUGCCGGAAGAGCUCGGCGGCCACCCUCAGCUGUGCACGAUGAAUCUCGCCUCGAACCUCCUGCGGGACGUGCCGUCGUUUGGCUCGUGCACCAAACUGACCAUUCUAGACCUGUCCAACAAUCGGCUCGAGACCUUCCCCGACAUCUGCCAUGCGGAGCUCGCGCACCUGUCCGAGGUCCACUUCAACGGGAACCGGAUAGCGGAGAUUCCAGUUGCUAUAAACCGACUGCAGGGACUGAAGGUCUUAAACCUGGCGGAUAACCUGAUCUCUGUUGUGCCGAGCGAAUUAGCAGAUUGUAGUAAACUGAAGGAGGUGUAUCUGAAAGGGAAUAAAUUGUCGGACAGGAGGCUGACCAAGUUGAUCAACCAAUGCUCCACGAAGCAAGUGCUCGAUUACGUCAAGUCGCACUGCCCGAGGAGCCAGUCGUCCACGGCGGACGCCAACCCGCUGAGAAAGGGAAAGAAAGGCCAGAAAGUUUCCGAGGGUGAGAGUACGCCGGAGAGCCUGGCGCACAAAUUGAGAGUCUUGAAGGUGGCGGACGACACGCCGGUGAUAAAACUCAUGGAGGAUGUCAAGGUUAUCAGGCCUUACAUUGCCGCGUGUAUCGUGAGAAAUAUGGGCUUCAAUGAGGAGAGUUUCAAGAAGUUCAUUCAGCUGCAGACGAGAUUGCACGAGGGGAUAUGCGAGAGGAGGAACGCGGCUACGAUAGCGACUCAUGAUUUGAGGCUCGUCGCGCCUGGGGACCUCACGUAUACGACGAAGCUGCCCACGGAGCUGGAAAUAAAGCCUCUGAUGCGCAGCGAGGUGUGCACGGGCGCGGAUCUGUUUCACAAGCUGCAAACGGAGGCGGAGAACCUACGCAAGGAGAAAAAGCGAAACGUGUAUUCCGGGAUACACAAGUAUGUGUACCUACUGGAGGGCAAGUCUUCGUUUCCGUGUCUGUUGGAUCAGUCGGAACAAGUUAUCUCGUUUCCGCCCAUUACGAAUAGCGACGUGACGAAGAUGUCCGCGUCCACCCAGGUGAUGCUCGUGGAGGUGACGAGCGCCAUUUCGUACACGGUUUGCAGGAAUGUGCUGGACCAAUUCCUGAAAGAAUUAAUAGUCGCGGGUCUCGCCGAGUCCGCAGAAUCGAAGAAUACGGACAACAGAUGCAACAGUUUGACGGUUCAGCAAAUCAAAGUGGUCGACACCCAAGGAAACCUAAAGCUGGUGUAUCCCUCGAGAGCGGAUUUGAAUUUCAGCGAGCAGAUCAUCGUCGUGUCGCGAGAAUACGGAGAGUAACUCGAAUUCUGCCCGAAUUCAGAUCCGCGAGAAAGUUUAGUAGAGGUUCCUUUGUAAAAAGGAAGGUAAGGGAGAGGAGGGCAGAUUCGCGAGAGUUUUUGUUUUUCUUUUUUGAUUUGUUAUUCGAGAGCGCGAGAGUUACCGAAGCGAUCUUCCAAAUUGCGUUUUUAUCUUCUUCCGCGACGCGGAAGUGUCGAGAUCGCUCUACUUCAUCGCGUCGAUUGGGGACGCUCGGCGACCGGAUGCGGCGGUCGUCCGCGAACCUGAGUCUCGCGAAAGGGCGACACUGGCGGCGACUAUGAUAAUGAACGGGAUCAGUACGGGGAUUCUGUAACUUGCUGUCGACGCUUUUCGGUAUCGUUAACUAGCGGCAGUCAACGGUAAAGAUGAUCUUCGAGAAAGACACAGCUUUGCGUGAGUGGUUGCUAGUUAACGAAAAGCCUUGACAGCAAGUUAAAGAAUUCUCGUACUGGUGCUCUAUUCUGUCCUCGGUUACCAGCAAGUACAACGACGUUCGCUCAGCUUUUUUACACGAUAGAAAAGCUGCGCAAAUGUUGACGAUAUCGAUAUAGUUGUCGGUAGCCGAGUACAGAAUUUAGUUAAGAUCGAUUAAGGACAAAUUGAGUCAAGAUCCAAGUUAAACGACGCUGAUGGAAACCGGAGUAAACUGACCUGACUGCGCUCUCUCGGAGUCUGUCCCUCUCUUCCCGCGGUGGAGGGAAGAGGACGGACUCCGAGCCGGUGCAGCCAGUGCAGC